Messenger RNA from Dentiscutata erythropus, 501 nucleotides. NCBI's taxonomy places the organism in Eukaryota, Fungi, Glomeromycota, Glomeromycetes, Diversisporales, Gigasporaceae. The record is from the annotation of a GenBank genome assembly.
AUGCUUACCAAAAAGGUUAGCAAAACUACGCUUACAGAUAAGCAAAGAUUAGAAGUUAUUAAACACAGAAACGAAAAUCCAAAUAAAACCCAUGAUGAUACUAUUAAAUGGAUAAAAAAUAUAUAUAAUCUUGAUAUUUAUCAUACUACAAUUGGACGUUUAUUGAAGCGAAAAAAUGAUAUUAAAGAAGGUUCCUCCUCAAAAAGAAUAAAACCUGUUCAACAUAAAGAACUUAAUUAUGUAUUAGAAGAUACUUUAGCUAAUCAUAAUGCUAUGAAUACUGCAAUUCCAAGGCUAAAAAUUUUAUUAGCUCAAUAUAAUCUUCAAGAUAUUUACAAUAUGGAUAAGACAGCAUUAUUCUAUCAUCUUGAACCUGAUAUUACACUGGCUACAACAAGUUUAAAAGAAUUAGAAAUUAAUGAAGGGAUAGGAGUAAAUACUGAGAAUUUAUUUACAACUACUAAUGAACUAAGUGAUCUUGAACUUCAAAUAACUAAGGAA